CUUAGAAACACGAUUUACAAUUCUGCACCAGCUUUUGCUCAAUACUAUCGCUCAAAUUUCACUAUGAUCCUAUCAAAAACCAACUGUCUCAUCUCACAAUCGAUUUCUCAAAAUCAGAAAACAUUUGACAUACCGUAGGAAAAGGUUCUAAUGCACUGAACACACAAAAGUUUUCUAUGAUAAAUGUCGAAAUAUUUUCGCGAAUCACUGUGCACAGGUAAGUGUACAACAAACAACGAGCAAAGGUAGUUGAAAAAUAUAAAGAAUUUGCAUUUGUGUGAAUUUCAGAAAAUAGGAAGUGAUGUCGAGACACUUGGCGCGACAGUAAUUAUAAUUUCACCCCCAGAUAUAUUUCUUUUACCUUCGGUUGAAUUUCUUUUUUCACCCUCGCUACACAAGAAACCGAUGCAACUAUCGAUCCUUGCAAAUUACCCCUGCUGUCAAUCAUUUUUGUCACUUCUCUCGAUAUUUUCCCCUCUUCUCUCUUGAUAUUUUACCAUCUCCUUCUCCGUAUCUUGUCAUAAGUUCAGAAAGGGGGGAUUGUAUACCUGGCAACCGAUGAAUCGAAACACACUCGUGCUUCAGACUUCGUAGGAGAAUGACGUACGUCAGGAGAUCCGACUACUCGUUCAUGAAGAAGCUUCUGCUGGUUUUAGGACUCUGGCCAACUCCAAAUUCGAAGUUUCGUCUAUUUCGAAUCACUUUCUUUUAUACGGUUUACAUCGGUUAUCUACUCCUCGAGACAACAUGGUUUUAUACGUUUGAGUGCGACAUCCAUUGCGCGGCGAAUGUUCUGUCCAUUUUCGUACAGAAUCUGAUGAUAGUUUCCAAAUACUUCUUUCAUCAUAGACAUAUGGCUGCCGUACAUACUUUGUACACAGCGAUCGAAUUCGACUGGAAAUGCUUGAAACACGAUAAACCGAGCAUCGAAAUUCUUCAGAAAUAUGCAGAGUUGGUGCAUACUAUAUUGAUAUCGCUGAUGAUUGUCAUAUGUUCCACUAGCAUUGUCGCGAUUUUCAUGUAUCAGACACUGCCUGUUCUUCAAAUACCGGAAGAAAAUUAUACUAGAUUCUGGCAACGACCGUUUGCUUUGAAAGCAUUAGGAAAAGCUAUAAGUUCUCCUACUCUCUAUCUGAUCUCCUUGAAUGUAUUGCUGAAUGUUAUAAUCUUGACAGCUUUGGAAAUAAGUUUUAUGGUUUUGUCAGAACACAUAUGUGGAUUGUUCAAAAUUACAAGGUAAAAAUAAAAUUAAUCGGUAGAUGUAGUAAAUCUGUUUUAUACUAUUACCUCACUAUACUAUAAUGUUCACGUUACGAGUAAUUGUUUACAUUUUAUAUAUUACAUUAUAUAUAUGUACAUUUUAUUUCAUAUCUAUAUUUUAUUAUGUGAAGGAUUUUCAGUGGGAUUAUGUAUGUAUGUUGGACAUAAAAUAAUUAAGUCGAUUGAAUGUUUUUCUGCAUUUUCUAUGAAUAAUAUCAAAAAUUAAAACACUAUAUGUACACUGUACAUACCGAGUACUAUUUACGAUACGGUUUAAUUUGUAAACUGGAUAUAUUUUAUAUUAACGAUAAUGAUCAUUAAUAGAAUAAGACAAUUGGAAUUAUAAAGGCUGCUAUUAACCUUCUAACCAUGCACGAAGGAAUCAUUAACAGCUUGGUGGGAAUUUUAAAUCCAAUUGUAUAAUUUUAAUUCUUCCCAACGGAACUGAAUAUUUUAAAGAAUUUCACAUAAUUUUUUUUUUUUUAAUUAAUUUAGGAUAUUUUUUCAUUCUUUAGAAUUUAUUUAAAAUUUGAAGUAAUAUUUCCAACAAGUGGUAAUCCUGGGAAAAAAUAAUUUUCGCCGUAGGCAUGUAAUUAUAAAAUUAAUUAAUUGUAAAAUUAUAAAAAAACUGUUAACAAUUUUUGUGUCACUUUGAUGUUUUUAAUGUAGCACUAUGUUAUAAGUAUACAGUUAUAGCAUUACUAAGGAACUUGAUAAAGGAAAAUCACUGAGUGUUAUCAAUGUUUAUGAAUACUCCACUUCUUUAGCUAUCACUUGAGGUACGCUGCUAACGAAUAUAUUAAGGAAAUUUCUGGAUACGAGAAAAAUAGUGACAUUUACACGAAGAUAAUAUUGGCCGUGCGUGUUCACAUAAAAGCGAUAAAGUUAGUAGAUACCUACGAUAAUUUCUUAUUAUAUCUACCACGAAUUGGAUCUAGCCUAUUUUAAAUCUUUUAAGAUAUAUGCGGGUCGUAUGGGACAUAUUUGAGAUACAUUACGUCAUUAUAGUGUGUUUUGGUAUCAUUGGAGCAACCAUGGUGUUUGUGAGCGUGAGUAACAUUGAAUGUUUAUGUCAACGACAUGAAUAUUAAUUUUUUCAUUGCGUGUUAAUAAUUAUUUGGUUUAUAUACAAAUAUAUAAGUUGAGUCUUUCUCUCUCUUUCUCUCUCGUUCUCUCUCUCUCUCUCUCUCUCUCUCUCCCUCUCAAUAUAUCAAUCGAAUUUAUGCAAAUGAAUUUCAUUUUGCAACUGAGAAUGCCAUUGCUACAUACACAACGUACGAUGUCAAAAAACAAAUUUUUGAAAAUUGAUUUUCAGAACUUGAAUAUUUCACAAAGUAAGUAGUAUAUUUAAGAGGAUAAUAAUUAUCGUAUGCCUAUAAUCUUUACAUUAUUUCUAAUAUUAUCCUCCUUUAAAAGAGAAAAAUGCUUUCUUAUUUUUCAUUAAUCAUAAAUAAGAUGGAAGAUACUGUAAGUAAUUUGGAAGUUCAAAUAAUGAAAUUUACAAAAUUAUUGAAUUAGUUCUAUCAAUCGGUGCAAACGAACGACGAGGGACGAAUAUUAGUGAUAAUGCUCAUCCUUUUGUUAUCUUUUAUUUGUUACGGUACAUUAACAAUGUACUUUGGCCAAAGACUAAUCGAUCACAGUUUAGGUGUCUUUUACGACGCGUAAGUAUUCCAAUUAUCGGAUCAGAAUAUUAUUAACCUUAUUUCAAUAAUAGUAAUAACGAUAAUUAUAUUGUGCAUAUUUAGACAAAUUCAUACUUUUUUGGAGAUGACUAAGGCAAAAGAAAUUAGAAAAAGAAAAAAUUGUCUAGCGUUUCUUAUUUACUUAUUUACUUAUUUAAGAAAGUAUUUCUCUUUUAUGAAAAAAAAGGAUAUAUAUAG
Molecule: messenger RNA, 3143 nt
Organism: Bombus huntii
Lineage: Eukaryota; Metazoa; Arthropoda; Insecta; Hymenoptera; Apidae
Exons: 4
Coding region: 599-1240 (213 amino acids)
Source: RefSeq, a predicted model, not a curated record